Messenger RNA from Laccaria bicolor S238N-H82, 1350 nucleotides. RefSeq lists its product as uncharacterized. The transcript is spliced from 4 exons. Bases 1 to 1350 code for a protein of 449 amino acids. The record is from RefSeq and is a predicted model, not a curated record. NCBI's taxonomy places the organism in Eukaryota, Fungi, Basidiomycota, Agaricomycetes, Agaricales, Hydnangiaceae.
AUGGCUCCAGGCGGCGUACGCACGGGUUUUUCGUUUUUCGGUCUAGUAGGCGGGGUUAUGGCGAUGCUAAAGCUCAAGGAUGAAUGGGACAGCAGGUACAAGCCGGUUGCCAGCGAUGACGAGGAAGGCAGAGUCGCGCUGCACAGCCCAUACACUGACGGUGAUGACGACGGGGCCGAGCCUGGUAGCAGGCUCUUGAACACCGAGAUCCCCGUCAGGAGGCCUAGAAGAAAGCGCAGCAAGUGCUGCAUGUGUUGCGGGGUCGACUGUGGCUUAUUCUGGAAAGCAUUCGGCAUCGUUGUCGCUCUUUUCACCUUGUACGGGGUAUUCAGGGUUAUCCGAUGGGCGUUCACCGCUUCUCCUACAGGUCUCGAGGGCAUGCCAGCCUUCAGCACGUCUCUUGGGUGCCUAUCCGCAUCCCACAUCUACAAUGGUUCCCAGGUGACCGUGACCGCUCCCGUAGGUGCCCAGUACGAUCACACAUUCGACAUCCGUGGGGGCGCAGUUGGGACAUUCAAGCUCGCCGCCGGCCAAGCUGACGCUACCGACGUAAAAUACGAGCUGACCAUCCGUGCGAGCGAGCAAUCCACGCUCGGAAACGUCUUCUUCACCUACCCGGACAUCGACGAGGACAACCGGGUCACCGACAGCCGUUUCGUCAUUGACACCCCGCGUCAUGGCCCUGCCGACAAGUCGUGCAUGCGCUACGACAUCACGCUCUACGUCCCUCCUACCCUCAAGAAGUUGCACAUCCUAUCCCACACGGUCAUGCACCUUCAAUUCGCUGAAGACGCUCAGAUUGAUUUGGACGACUUUCACGUGACGCUUUUCACUCUGGACUCGAGUAAUAGUAUGAUUUUAACCAGCCAACACGUCCAAGCUCGUGAACAUCUGUCCUUGGAGGUGUUCCGUGGCUGGAUCGUGGGAGACGUGUCUCUAUCGAACAAUACUGCCAUCACCACUCAGCGCGGUGAUGGCAUAGCCAACGUCCGUGUCCAUCCCGUGGCCCCCUCGGACCCUAACAAUCCCGAAGUCGCGGUCCUUAGAACGACCACUGGCGCCGGACGAACAGACAUAUUCUACAUUGGCAACAAAGCGUUCAAGAGACCCAUCGAGAGCACACAUAUGUCGUCGAGGAACGCAGAGGUGUACCUCACUUACAAAGAAGCGGAGUUUAAUGGAAAGAUCGAGCUUGAAUCAAAAUCGUACACUCUCAUUGGAGGCCAGAGACUCGUUGGUGGUCCUCCGGCGGAGGAGGGCCAGGUACAUUGGACGCACUUUGCUGGGAAUAAAGAUGGUGCGGAUAAAAUUCGAGUUAGCUCGAGAGGUUGGACUGGGCUCUAUUUCUGA